UUACUCGGCAUUCUUGUUGUUUUCUGGUUAACACAGACCUUUCCGCGUGCACUAAAGAACCUCGAAAAGACGAACAAAAUGUUGAAUACGGGAAAACUCGCCGGUCGGACAAUUUUCAUCACGGGGGCAUCCAGGGGCAUCGGGAAAGAGAUCGCUCUGAAAUGUGCCAAGGAUGGAGCGAACAUCGUCGUAGCCGCCAAGACGGCCACCGCAAAUCCGAAACUUCCCGGAACGAUAUACACUGCCGCGGAAGAGAUCGAGAAAGCAGGUGGUAAGGCGCUGGCUGUGGUAAUGGAUGUCCGAGACGAAGCGAAUGUGAAAGCAUGCGUGGAGCAAGCUGCUGAUAAGUUUGGAGGAAUCGACGCUCUCAUCAACAACGCGUCCGCCAUAAAUCUGACUGCCACUGAGGACACGGAGAUCAAAAGAUACGAUCUCAUGCAUCAAGUGAAUGUCCGCGGCACCUUCAUCGCAUCGAAGUUGUGUAUACCCUUUUUGAAGCAGUCCAAGGUCGGAGGGAAAAUCAUUAACAACUCCCCACCGCUCAGCAUGAACCCCCGAUGGUUCGCCCCACAUGUCGCGUAUACUAUGACGAAGUUCGGUAUGUCGAUGUGUGCGCUCGGCAUGGCUGAAGAGCUCAAAAAAGACAACAUUGCCGUGAAUACUCUGUGGCCGAAGACAUCAAUCUACACAGCAGCCACUGCCAUGCUUGCUGGGGAUGAUAAGGUAGCGCAAGCGAACUCGAGGAAACCUUCUAUCAUGGCCGACGCUGCGUACGCCAUACUUUCGAAGCCUAACACCUUCACCGGAAAUUUCUGCAUCGACGAGGAGGUUCUCCGGGGCGAAGGAAUCACGGAUUUCGACCAAUACGCUUGCGUUCCCGGCAACGAGAUCAUGCUGGACUUCUUCUUACCGGACAAGUACUACGAAGGACAGAACAACGUUUUGGACACGUCGGGAGCCACGGGUGCCCCGAGCCUCGAGCGACUCUUCGAUAAAAUCAAGGGACUACUCAAUGAGGAAUUGGUGUCCAAGACGAAGGGUGUUUUCGUUUUCCAAAUCAAAGAAGGAGGGGAAUUCUUCAUCGACAUGAAAAAUGGCGCGGGAGCCACAGGGAAAGGAGCACCCGCUGAGAAAGCAGAUGUCACCUUCGUGGCGAACGAAGAUGCGAUGCUCUCUAUGUUCACUGGGAAGCUCAAACCCACCGCGGCGUUUAUGACGGGCAAAUUGAAAAUCAAAGGUGAUAUGGGGAAAGCCAUGAAGCUCGAGAAACUGAUGUCUCAGAUGAAGGGCAAGAUGUGAAGAACCCACUUUCCAGAAGCUCAAAGAGCCCCGACGUGCUACAAAUGACUCUGCAAUAGUUAAAUUCAUAUAAAUAAAACUGCGAUAUUUUUCAA
Molecule: messenger RNA, 1394 nt
Organism: Galendromus occidentalis (western predatory mite)
Lineage: Eukaryota; Metazoa; Arthropoda; Arachnida; Mesostigmata; Phytoseiidae
Gene: Hsdl2
Product: Hydroxysteroid dehydrogenase like 2
Exons: 7
Coding region: 79-1299 (406 amino acids)
Cellular component (GO): mitochondrion
Source: RefSeq, a predicted model, not a curated record